Molecule: messenger RNA, 1134 nt
Organism: Thermothielavioides terrestris NRRL 8126
Lineage: Eukaryota; Fungi; Ascomycota; Sordariomycetes; Sordariales; Chaetomiaceae
Exons: 5
Coding region: 1-1134 (377 amino acids)
Source: RefSeq, a predicted model, not a curated record
AUGAAGUGGCACCGUCAUCUUCUGGAUCUCGGCAUCAGCGGUGUCGCCGCACGGCGAUGCCAGAAUGUCUCCGUUUCUCUUGACCUCAGUUUCCGCAAUGCUGUGUUCGACCUUGACCCGCCCGCCUCGACGGUCGAAAUGACCAAUUUCUUCCUCAACUUAGCCAGACAGGGCCACAACUAUUCAAGCGAGGUUCUGACGGGCUACGCCACCAUCUCGGGCACGUCCCAGAUCGCCGCCACCUUCUGCACACCCGGCCAAGGCCCCGGAAAGACGCUCCAGCUGCUCACGCACGGCCUCACGCUGGACAAGAGCUACUGGGACAUCCCCUUCCACAGCCCCAACUACAGCUACGUCGCCGCGGCCGUCGACCAGUACGGCUACUCGACCUUCGCCUGGGACCUGCUGGGCGCGGGCGGCUCGCAGCGGGGCGACCCGGUCGACGAGCUGCAGUACAACCUGCAGAGCGCGGCGCUGGCGAAGCUGACGGCGCAGCUGCGCGCCGGCGCGGUCCGUGGCGUGCCGCGCUUCGCCCGCGUGGCGCACGUCGGCCACUCGUACGGCGCCAUCCAGACGUACACGCUCGGCGUGCGCCGCCCGGCCGCCUCCGACGCGCUCGUCCUCACCGGCUUCAGCCACAGCCCCGUCGGCUUCGCGCCUUUCCUGCUCGGCGGUAACUUCGGCGCUGCUGAUGCGCUGCCCCAGUUGGCGGACUACCGGGCCGGCUACUUCGCGAAUAGCGGCGAGGCGGGCGUGCAGACGGGCUUCUUCGCGCCCGGGAAUUUCGACACGGCUAUGCUGCGGUAUAUCUUUGAGACGAUGUCCGCGGCCGCGGUCGGCGAGAUGCUGACGUUGGGGCCGGACUUGGCCGUGAUCAGCCCGUUUGACGGGCCUGUCUUGGUCAUCACCGGACAACGCGACGUGGGCUUCUGCGGCGGCGACUGUAGCAUUACCGGCGAUCCCAGCCUCUCGUCCCUCCUGGACAUAACGAAAAGCAUGAUACCAAACGCAAAUCCUUUCCAGAGCUUCGUCGUGCCCAACGCAGGACACUUGUUGACCGCGGAAUUUACGCACCCUCUGGCUUUCAAAGCAAUUCUGGACUUUCUUGUCCCAGAACGCAGACGGAGUGAGUGA